AUUAAAAAGGGUUUAAUUAAAAUUUAACGACGAUAUAAACCGCCCCAGUGUAAUUAAAGCUUCGAAAUUCAGCCCAAAACAAAAAAAUAAACAGCGAAAUCAAAUUGAAGGCUUCAAGUUCUCACGUGUUUCACCGUCACAGCUUCUUCACUCAGCUGAUUUCGUCCCUUCAAUCUUGGUUGCAGAUCACUCCUUUGUCUAAUGCUUUUUAAAUUUUGGUUGCGCAUAUGAACCGUCAUAGAGGACUUUGAGCAAUCAAAUUAUAAGUUGUUGUUUUCAGAGGCAUAUCUUACUGAAAUGGCCAAUAACCCUCAGUUUUCAGGUCUACAGCCUCUUCGGCCUCCUAUGGUUGGUUCUGUUGAUCCUCCUCGAAGUUUGCCUCCCAUGUCUUUUCAAUUCCGGCCAGUAGUUCCAGCACCACAUUCGCAGGAGUUCAUUUCUGUGGCUUCUCAAAAUUUUCAGCAUGUUGGUAGGGGUGUUCCGUUGAUGAAUGUUAGACUGCCUCCUCCAACUCACCAACCCCAGUUUUCGCAACCAAUGCAGCAGUUACCUCCAAGAUCUGGUCAGCCAGGUCAUGGUAUGCUGCCAUCACAGGCCAUUCCAUUGCCAGUUAGUCAGCCCAACAGGAACUUUGCAUCUGAAUUGCCCCUACCUCAGCCUAAUUCACAAGGUCCAAAUAACGCCAUGCCUAACUUAGGUGGCCCACGAACACCUCUCUCUUCAUCAUAUACUUUCGCACCUUCUUCUUAUGGUCAAAUGCCAAGAAGUUUUAAUGACUCCACCCAGUAUCAGUCUAUAUCUCAAUUGCAUGCACCUAAUGUUUCAUCGGAGGGACAAGUUACACCUCUGCAGUACACUGGUGAACGGCCUGCUGUAACCUCUUCCAUUGCUCCAGAAACAGGUGUACGGCCUAACUCUGCAGGAGGGACUGUGGCAGAAUGGAGAGAGCAUACAUCUGCUGAAGGAAGAAGAUUUUAUUACAACAGGAGGACAGGAUUAUCUACUUGGGAGAAGCCUUUUGAAUUGAUGACACCACUGGAGAGGGCAGAUGCAUCAACUAACUGGAAGGAAUUCACCAGUCCUGAUGGAAGAAAGUAUUACUACAACAAAGUCACAAAAGAAUCUAGAUGGAUUAUGCCUGAGGAACUGAAGUUGGCUCGAGAGCUAGUAGAAAAGGCGCCUGUGAAGGAAAUGCAACAAGAAAUGCUUGUAAAUCAUCAUGCUCCAGUCACCGUUUCUCCCCCUGUAGCUGAAGCUGAUACGCUAGUCAAUGCUGCCCAAGUAGCAUCAAGUCCUGUUUCUGUGGCACCUGUUAUUGCCACUGGUGAUGGUGAUGUUCAAACUGCUGCAGCUUCAAGAUCAUCUACCUCACCUGUUGUGGCUUCUCCUGUAAUAGAAAAUCCCAAUGGAGUUCACACACCUGUUGUUGUACCAUCUUCCACUGUGUCAAGUGUAGAAGCUGCUGUUACAAUCAACGAUACUGUUGCAGAACCAAUGGAAAGUUCGAACAAUUUAUCAGCUCAGGAUUUUGUUAGUUCUGCUGAUGGAGUUCUGGUACAGGAGAAUGAGGAAGCUAUGGAUGACGUAACAGGAAAGAAAAUGAAUGAUAUUGCAUCAGAAGAAAAACCAGUUGAUCGGGAACCCAUAAGUUAUGAAAAUAAAUUGGAGGCUAAAGAUGCAUUUAAAGCACUCCUGGAGUCUACCAAUAUUGGUUCUGAUUGGACUUGGGAUCGGGCCAUGAGGGUGAUAAUUAAUGACAAAAGAUAUGGUGCUCUGAAAACACUUGGAGAGCGGAAGCAAGCUUUUAAUGAGUUCUUGGUACAAAGGAAAAAACAAGAGGCUGAGGAAAGACGUAUCAAACAGAAAAAGGCAAGGGAAGAAUUCAAAAAAAUGUUGGAAGAAUGCUCAGAGUUAACAUCGUCCACAAGAUGGGGAAAAGUAGAGAGCAUAUUUGAACACGAUGAACGCUUCAAAGCUGUUGAACGAGAUAGAGAUCGCAGGGAUAUGUUUGAAAACUAUGUAGAGGAACUCCAAAAGAAAGAACGAGCAAAGGCAAUGGAGGAACGUAAGCACAAUAUAAUGGAAUACAGGCAAUUCUUGGAAUCUUGUGACUUCAUCAAGGCAAGCAGCCAGUGGCGAAAAGUUCAAGAUCGUUUAGAGGCUGAUGAGAGAUGUUCACGUCUUGAAAAAAUUGAUCGUUUGGAAAUUUUCCAGGAAUAUCUGCGGGAUCUAGAGAAGGAAGAGGAGGAGCAGAGGAGGAUACAGAAGGAAGAAUUGAGAAAGACAGAACGUAAAAACCGUGAUGACUUCCGCAAAUUGAUGGAAGAGCAUCUUGCUGCAGGCACUCUUACGGCUAAAUCUCACUGGCGUGAUUAUUGCAUGAAGGUUAAAGACCUACCUACAUAUCUUGCAGUUGCAUCAAACACCUCUGGUUCAACUCCGAAAGAUUUGUUUGAAGAUGUUGUUGAGGAACUACAAAAACAAUAUCAUGAGGACAAAACUCGAAUCAAGGAUGCCGUGAAGUUGGGAAAGGUCAUGCUUACAUCAACCUGGAAGCUUGAAGACUUCAAAACUGUUAUAUCAAAUGAUAUUGGCUCUCCACCCAUAUCAGAUGCCAACUUAAAGUUCCAGUCUUUGCCAGUCAAGUUGCCCGGAUAUAUGUUAGAUGAUGAACUGUGCAGUACUCUCUGGGAUGAGCUAGUUUUUGAUGAGUUAUUGGAACGAGUGAAGGAGAAGGAGGAGAAAGAAGCUAAAAAACGUAAACGUCUUGCAGAUGACUUCUCUCAUCUCUUAUCUUCUAUCAAGGAGAUAACUCCAUCUUCUAAGUGGGAGGACUACAAAUCACUUCUUGAAGGUAGUCAAGAGUGCAGUGCUAUUGGUGAAGAGAGCUUCUGCAAGGAGAUAUUUGAUAAGCAUGUAAUGCAACUGAAAGAACAAGCAAAAGAGAAAGAGAGAAAACGAAAGGAGGAAAAGGAAAAGAAGGAAAAGGAGAGAGAUGAUAGAGAAAGGAGAAGGACGAAGCAGAGAAGAGAAAAAGAGGUAGAAUAUGAAAGAGAAAGAGAGGAACGCCUUAAGAAAGAUGGUUUAGACAGUGAGAUUGCUGAUGUAAUGGACAUUCAUGAUUCCAAAGAGAAAAAGAGGUCUGGGAAAGACGAUAAUAAGAAACAUAGGAAGCGCCAUCAUAGUGAUGAAGAUCAUGCCAAUGGAAAUGAGAAUGAUCGGUCUAAAAGAUCUCAUGGAUCUAGCAGUGACCACAAGAAAUCAAGACGGCAGGCACCUGGUCAUGAAUCAGAUACCGAAAGCAGACAUAGAAGACAUAAAAGAGAUCAUCGGAAUGGUUCUCGUAGAAGUGGUGAUCACGAUGAGCUAGAAGAUGGGGAAUUUGGCGAUGUUGGGGAAAGUCGGUAGUUGUUUCAUCCUACAAAUUGCUUAUGCCCGUGUUUAAACUUUUUUUAAUGUUGCCAAAAUAUAUGUUUUCCGUAGUACAAUCUUUGAACUUCGGUAGUGGUUUCAUCCUACAAAGGAAAAUAUAUAUUUUCCUUUUCGUUUACUAAGAAUUAGCUGUAUUAUGCUGUACUGUUUCCACCUAGUUUUCCCCAUUAACAGGCUUGCUUGUAGACUACUUUUCCAACCUCUCCCUAGCCUGAGAGUUCUUGAGCAUUUUUGUUUCUUUUGCCUGCCCUUCCAUUGUUGACACAAUCAUGCAGACGUUGCUUCUAUUUCUGCUAGAGCCUUUUGUUUCUCAGGGGACUGAAAAGAAUGACUUCCAUUCUGUGGUUUUGCUCACAAAUGGGAAGUUGAAGUUGGUUUGGGGGCUUCUCUUCGACUUUCGAAGCGACGUGCUUCAAGGAAAAGAAUGUUUCUAGUGACUGAUAAACAUACGACGGAUAUUCGUAUGUUUUGUAACUCAUCCAUUGGACUGGGGAAAAGCUAGGAGACAAAAAAUUUUAUGAAUAUUAGCUAUACUCACAAAGAUGCAGGAAGCAUGAUUUCAAAGAAUACAAUUUGGGAAAAUGAUAGCUGCAACAUGUCCCAUGCAAUUAUGCUAUGCACUGCAUAGUAGUUUUGCUACUUAUUUCAACAAUGUACUAGAAGCGAAUUCUUCAUACAAUGGAUCAGAAAUUAGUCUAGUCAAUGUUAAUUCAUUGUUUUUGACUUUUUUCGGAAGAUUUUAGUAAAACCCAUUACUUAUGUUA
Molecule: messenger RNA, 4196 nt
Organism: Prunus persica (peach)
Lineage: Eukaryota; Viridiplantae; Streptophyta; Magnoliopsida; Rosales; Rosaceae
Product: pre-mRNA-processing protein 40A
Exons: 31
Coding region: 298-3408 (1036 amino acids)
Biological process (GO): mRNA cis splicing, via spliceosome
Cellular component (GO): U1 snRNP; U2-type prespliceosome
Molecular function (GO): RNA binding; protein binding
Source: RefSeq, a predicted model, not a curated record